Molecule: messenger RNA, 660 nt
Organism: Malus domestica (apple)
Lineage: Eukaryota; Viridiplantae; Streptophyta; Magnoliopsida; Rosales; Rosaceae
Product: late embryogenesis abundant protein At1g64065-like
Source: RefSeq, a predicted model, not a curated record
AUGGCUUCUCCUAAAGAACAAGUCAAGCCUUUAGCCCUAGCCAACUCACACUAUCUCCGCAGUGAUGAAGAGGAAGUCGCCUCCUUGCACAUAAAGCUCAAGCAAAGAAAAUACGUGCACUGUUGCGGCUGUGUCUCUGCCGUUUUCUUAAUCAUAGCUGUAACAGCCAUAGUCCUCGGAUUCACCGUGUUUCAUGUAAAGGAUCCGAAGAUCAAGAUGAACAAGGUCACAGUCCAACGGCUGGAGUUUGCCAAUGGAAACCUACGUACGGAUACUAAUAUAACACUCCUAGCGGAUGUCUCCGUCAAAAAUCCUAACGUGGCAUCUUUCAAGUAUAGCAAUGCCACCACUUUGGUUUACUACAGCGGGACAGAGGUCGGCGAAGGGAGGACUCCAGCGGGAGUGGCAAAGGCGAGGCGGACAUCGAGGAUGAAUGUUACGGUGGAUAUUGUUCCCGGGAAGAUCUUGGGCGUACCGGGGCUCAUGAGGGAGGUAGCUUCAGGGGAACUGACCAUGACGACUUAUACGAGAAUUCAGGGUAAGGUGAAAGUCGUUAUGGUCAAGAAAAAUGUAGUGGUUGAAUUGAAUUGUACCGUGAGGUACAAUUUUUCAAGCGGGGAGAUUCAAGGAAAAGAUUGCAAACGGAGGGUUCGUCUGUAA